Cryptosporidium ubiquitum is the source of this 5037-nucleotide messenger RNA. RefSeq lists its product as uncharacterized. Bases 1 to 5037 code for a protein of 1678 amino acids. The transcript has a single exon. The record is from RefSeq and is a predicted model, not a curated record. NCBI's taxonomy places the organism in Eukaryota, Apicomplexa, Conoidasida, Eucoccidiorida, Cryptosporidiidae.
AUGAAGAAAACAAGGUUAGAUUGGUUGAUUGCCUUUUUUCUAUUUUUUGGAAUAUCAUUAAUAGAAGGUAAAAAUGAAGGAGGUAUAUUAGAAUCAAUCUUGGGAACAACUUUGAAGGAAUUUGAGAAAUCCCUAGUUGAUUCUCAGAAUUUGGAAAAAACAAAUGAUACAAAGAAAUUGAAUGAGACUCAAGUAUUGAGCGAAGCGUACGAGGCGGAUGUAAGUAAGAAUAAGGAUGUACCGUUAGCAACAUCUUCCUUAUCUAAAGCUUAUAAUCCACUAAAACUUGGAGAACUAUUUAUAGUACCAUUAACUUCGGCUGUGGCUGAUAACCAUUACAAUAGCUAUGGUCCAGAUGGGAGAGAUUUAUUUUUACCAGAAAAUGGUAUUAGAAGAGGAAUUAAUCACUGGCUUUCAGAUGGAAAUGCAAUCAAGAAAGAUAUAGUAUACUUUACAGGAAUUCUUUCUGAGCCUAGAACAGUUUCAGGAAUUGUAAUUAACUGGGCUUCUUCUCCAGGGGAAGUUCGUAUUGACGUUUCAAGAGAUGGUAUUACUUUUGAGCAAGCAGUGGAUUGGACCACAAAUAGGUUAUCAUCCAAAGAAUUUGAACAGAAGUUGUAUUUCAAAGAAAAGCCAAUUCGUAUUAUAAGAGUUAGAAUUGGUAUGAGAAACCCUGUUAAUAAAUUCUUUGGAAUUAAUUUCACUGGUCUAUUAGUUGUUGGUGCUCCAGUUGUACAAUUAACAAGUGGUAUAACAUCAAUGACUGAGGAGUUUUGCUGGCAGAUUGAAAAUGGAGACAUUUAUUCAAAGGGUGCAGAGCUUGUAUUAGGAAGUUGUAUUGAGGCAGUGGCUUCUGGAGAUAGUAGAGAAAUUUUUGAGUUUAAUAGCAAGGGCCAAUUAUUUAACCCAGUAAGUAAGUUGUGUGUACAACUUAAGGACAAUAUUGUAGGUGGAGGAGCUUUAGUUUUGGAUGAUUGUCGUAAGGCUAGUGAUGGAAGUGGAUUAUUCGAGUUAAUGCCAAAUAAUCAGCUCAGAUUAGUUAGAGGUGGAAAUCUCUGUUUAACAAGUCCAGGUGAUAAGCCAGGAUUGGCAAAUGUUGCUUUGAACUCUGCAGCAAGUUCCACAAGCGUAAUCAAAUCGAAUAUUGAGAAUGGGCCAGCAAUGGCUGUUGACGGAAAAGAUACAUCAUUCUGGUUAUCAGAGUACUUUACUCUUGAUAAAGAUUCACCAAAUGUUGACUUCAGUAUUGAUAUUGGUUCGGUUACAAAACUCAAAGAUAUCUUUAUUGAGUGGAAAUAUCCUGCUAUUGAUUUUAAUGUUGAUUUAAGUGAAAAUGGAAAAGAAUAUCAAACCCUUAUUUCUGUAAAUAAUAAUGGUUUAAUGUCAACGACUUACUCAUUAGAUGGAAAGAAGGCGAGAUAUAUCAAGAUUCACAUGACAGCCCCAUCUCAAGAUGGAACAGGAAAAUAUGUAUAUGGUAUCAAGCAGGUGAGAAUAUUUAGUAAUACAAUGAGAAGUGCUGUCGAAGACUGUAAUAGCGUUAAACAACAUAAUGAUGGUAGAGACAAAAUAUUCCCAUUACCAUAUAAUGGUGAUAAUUUUGCUCCAGGCCUAUUGUUAAAAGCACAUGGAAAUAGUGUAAAAACUCGACUUAAUGAGUUACAAGAGCUUUCUGGUAAGAUAACCUCGAUAUUACCAAACUUAGAUGCGUGCAGAAAGACCUCAGAUGGAAGAGAUACUACAUUAAAGAUGCAGGCAACCAAAUUGGGAUUUUUGUCCGAGAAGUUAGAGAAAUUAACUUCAGACUACAAUCUUGAAUAUAAGUUUACAAAGCCAGCUUUGGGAGGCUCGGAAUUGUAUCCAGGAGAAGACUGUGUUGCGAUUAAGAAUGACAAGAGCCAGGAAGCCAUUAGUGGUUUUUAUUAUGUUAGACCAUUUUGUUCAACAAAGCCUUUGAGAGUUUAUUGUGAUAUGAAUACUGGAAACACUAUUUAUCCAAUGGAAAUGAGUGUCUAUUCUUCUAGAGCAGCUUCUUCGGCAUGUGCAACAGUUGGAUUAAAACCAUUAUUGUUAAGAGAUAAAAAAGAGUCAGUUGCAGGUAUUAAAAAGAUGUUAAGUAUGAUGAAUAUUAAUGACAACAGAAGAGUUAUUCCUUUGACUCACGAUUUUGGUUGCGACGACCCCAAAGGAUGUAAUUCACAAUUCACUCAAUUAGGUAGUGGUGUUGAGUCAUUUACUGUUAUAUCAAAGGAUUCAAGAGCCUCAAACUCUACAUCUGAAACACUUCCAGAGUUGGUUCUUUGCAGCACAAAUACUAAUUUGAAACAUGAAAGUAACGCAAUUUCUUUGGCUUGCGAAAGCAGAUUUUCUGAUAUGAAAGCACUAAAAUCGUCUCCUCUUUUGACUUCAAUUCUAGUCAAAUGUCCAACGUCAUGUAACCCAGAAAACGGAGGAGUUGUCAUAGGUUCUGACGUAUAUAGGGAUGAUAGCAGCAUUUGUUUAGCGGCAAUGCAUGCUAAUACUCUAAAUAGGUCAACAGGACUCGUUCAGAUUACUCCAAUUGAGGGAUUAGAAAACUAUGGAGCAUCUAGAAGGAAUGGCAUUUCUAGUGUUACUUAUAGUGGAAAGCGUUGGACAAAGAGCUUUGUAACUUCUAAAUAUGAUGGAUUAUGUCCAAAUGAUAGUAGUCUUACAAUGUUGCUUUCAUUUGUAGAAAUGGAGAAUAAAGGAAAUGAAGAUUUGAACAUUACUAGUAACUACACAAUGCCACAAGCAAAGUCUCUUGGAAUGGGAAUAGCUGUGGAUACUUUUGAAGCAAUUAAUAGAAUGGAACGAUAUAUGGAUAAUAUUGGAGGUAUUACUUAUUCUCCAGCAAUGAAAGAGUCUAUUGGAGGUAGUCAAGUUUUGGUCUCAAAAGUAAGAAGUCAGUUAAAACCAACUCAAAUAAUGGAUUAUCACACGAGAACUUCAGCUGAUGAUAUGUUAGUUAGAUUGCAUACAGUUUCAAGUGUUUUAUAUUACCAUAUGGAAGAAAUUUUGGAAACAAUAGUAGAACAAGAAGAUUUAUUAAAUAAAGUACGUGAAUUGAAAUCAACACAAACAGGAUUUGACAACUUCAAGAUGCCAAUCAGUGAUUUUAUUCAGUACGGAAAGAUCUUCGAAUCUUGGGAUACCCCAGGAUUAGUCAAUGGAGUUGGUAACUGGAGAAUUCUUUAUGAACCAAUUGGUGGAGGAGGGAGAAGCGGAGUUUUGGGCCAGACAAGUUCAGUUGGCCCAAAUACCCCAGAUAGGAAUGUAGCCAUUGGAUCCUUCUCAAGAAUUAAAUAUAAGAAAUUCUAUGAUAUUGAUUACCACGUCGAUGUAUAUGUUGAUAGUUAUGAAGGUUCUAUUGGUUUGACAUUCAGAAUGCAAAACUUUGAGAGGUACUAUCUUUUAGAGUUCAACCAAAAUAAAAAUGGUGGAUUUAAAAGAUUGAUUAGAGUUAUGGAUGGUCAAAAGAGUAUUUUAUCUACUAAAUAUGAUGGUGGUUAUGCUACUGGCUCAUGGCAUCAUGUUCGAAUUUUGCUCACUGGCUCAAGAAUUCAGAUCUGGGUAGGAACUGAAGCAAAUUCAGUACAAAAUGAAAAUAAGAAAUACACUAAUCCAGUUAAAGUUUUUGAUUUAUAUGAUAGUACAUUAUUAUCAGGAUCUGUUGGUUUCUUCUCAAGUGCCAUUAAAGGAGGUGGUGUUUACUUUGACAACAUUAACAUUGAAGCAAAACCAUGCACAAAGCCAACAAUGAUUUCAUCAUUAUUGAGACCAAGCACUCCCCCAACAGCUCCAGUUUGUAGCAGUUAUAAAUCUGGCUCUUUCGGAGGCGUACAUAAUGAAUUUAUGUUUGUAGACCCAGAAUUUUCUAAUGAUGGUCCCUCUAACUGGGAGUUCCGUUCAAAUGUUGGAGGUUUACAAACUAGAUCAUUAAUCCAAACAAGUAAUAUUCACAGUAUUAGCUCAGAUAACAUUGGUACACACGCAAUAUUGGGAGGAAACCGUCAAUGUAACUCCGGAGUAUUUGAGUAUUCAUUCUUCCCACAAUGUCCAAAUGGUAUUAUCGGAGGAAUUAUUCACUAUGAAUCUGAAUCAAACUAUGUCAUUUUUGAAAUGGGAUCAUAUUAUUCAAGAAUUAGAGCUAUCAAAGAUGGAGUUAUUAAAACUACAGCAUCUAACGUAUUUGUUGGAUACCAGGUUGGAGUUUGGAAUAACAUUGAGAUUCAAUUUGGCACUCUUGGAACAAAGAUUCUUGCAAGUACCAAUAAUUAUGGUAAGACACAGUUGUUGUAUUCUGGUUCUCCAUUAGGUAUCCAUGACGGUUCUGUUGGUCUUUCGUCUUUCAGGUGUCCAGGAGUUGCUUUCCAGACUAUUCAAUUAAGGCCUUUGUCAACAAUGAAGAGCAUUUCAGGGUUGUUUGUUGAGAAGAAUUCAUCAUCCAAAACAGGGAAAGAAAUCAGCACUCAAGAUAGCGAGAAAAAUACUGCUAGUACUUCUACUAAUACUUUCACCUCUUAUGAAGAUAGUGAAAUGACUUGCCAAGCCGAGCAUACUACUUUGAGAAGGAAGGAUUGUGAGAAGCUUUCAGGAGGAAAACAAUGUGAAGCAAAUUACUGUUCAUAUUGCUGUGAAAACAGUUCAAAUAGGACAUCUAAGGAACAAUUAAAGUGUAAGCAAGAAUGUCACAAAAAGGAUAUUAUAGAUGAACAAAGUAAAAAGGUAUUAGAGAAACUUGGAGAUUGCCACAGUGAAGAUGCUGUCAAAUUGUAUUCUGAAAAGUGUAAUGUUGGUGGAGGAAGAGGCCAAUUCAACAUUAAUAUGCUCAAUGAUGAAUGGACGGAUCAAUUCGUAUGUUUUGUAGAUAUGUGCCAGAUGUGUUGUAAUACUCAACCUUUGGAUGGAUUAACAAAAGAUUCCAAAGCUGAUGAGGCAUCACUAUCAGAAUGCUAUUUGCAGUGCAUUCUCCAAGAUUAUAAAACAAUUUCAAUAUAUAAAAGAGGCAGAAAAUAA